UUGUUUUCUUUUCGCGGAUAUUUUUGGUGUGUACAUGUACCGAAAGUUUGCUUAUUGAUUUAUCUCGAUACCAUUUACGAUUCUUAGGGGUAAUUUAUUUUUGCAAGGUUUUUGGCAGUGGUCCGGUCUGUCAGCCGGGAGAGAUCGGGCUCGCGGGGUUUAGUCCUAGCCAUUGGAUACAGGUUUCCGGGUGUGCGAGUUGGUUUCAGUGAUCGGUUAACCUCACAUUAUUGUAUGGUGAGCUUUCGCAUGAAUAUUGUGCAGUAUAGGUACUGUAUAGUACAAGUUCAAAUGGUAGUAUUAAUCAUCAUAAUGUUUCAUUGUAGGAGCUUGGGUGCUUGUCAUUGAUAUUUGUUCAUUUAUAUGUUAUAUGAUUAAAUGCCUACCGCCACUACGUCCUAUCGGCGAGCUAACGGCAAAUUGAUAUUUGCGUUUUGUGUUUUUCAAUUGCUCAGUGGAGUGAGACGUAGUCCGCCUUUACUAGGUGCACCUUUGUGGAACCGUGGCCGUGAUUAUCCAACAUAACAGCCACCGAUCUUUAUAUUUCGACAGUAUACCAUUAGUAUAUCGAUAAUGGUGUUGACGAAACACAUCGCCAUGAUGAUACCUUACGUGUCCGUUGUAAUGGUAGGCUUAUUAUUCCUUCAAGUGAGCCACGCGACCACCUGUUAUGAGACAAACGACAACUCUGGCGUUAUGGCGACAGUGACUAUUUAUUGUGAGGACUUCGAGGUCUGCUGUGGAACUGAGAGAAACAGGGAAUGUUGUGGAGAUGACAGCGGUGACGACGUUGGUAUCAUCAUUGGUUGUGUGGUUGGGUUGAUAGUCCUCGUUAUAAUUGUGACGAUAGUUGUGUGUCUGAUCAAGCAGUCUAAACGGCCACAGAAAGGCGCAGUUAUCAAACCAUAUCCAGUGAAUUCCAGUGGAGUCGGAAGAAACGGUUAUCAACCAUAUCCAGUGACUUCCGGUGGAGUCGGAAGAAACGGUUAUCAACCAUAUCCAGUGACUUCCGGUCGUGUCGGCACAAACGGUUAUCAACCAUAUCAACCUUAUAGUGGCGCUCCCACAACCAGACUGCCACCACUUACCCAUAAUUACGUUGUGCCUCCGGCAAGGACGGCAGGAGUACCGACAACCCUAAAUGUACGGAAUGAUGUAGCGCCAUCUAUAAACUCCGGACCAGAUAACAUCCCUCCCGCAUUCAACUAUAUUCCUCCGAAAUUUGCUUAACGAUAGUGAUUAUAUCAAAGGACAGAUUUUACAUAUGUUGGUUUGAAAGAAAAAUUCAAAUUAAAACUGAAUUAAUGUGAGUAUAUAUGUAUCAAUUCAAUAAAUCUGAUUAUGGAUUAUUUUUUAACAAAUCACUACAUCCAAAUAUCCCUUUGUGACGUACGUAACAUCACAGACAUCUGAUUGGUGCCACUUUCAGUCUUGUUAAACAUCCAGCAGUCCGGCGGAUAUCCGUUCAUUGCUAAACGCCGAUUGAUGAAUAGUCAGUGAUGAUAUAACGGAAGUGACGCACAUAUCAGAGGAGGAAAGAUGAGGAGCAUAUAUCUAAUGACAAUUGUUAGACGGGAGCAUGACUAUUGGUGAAUAACAUACAAUAUUACGUGUUUGUGGAAUUACGGGUGCCGCCUACGAGCAAACGUGACAGGUAGUUUGUUUACAUUCUGUAGUCGAAGUCAGACGCAUAUAUAAGUAGACCCAGUUAUGUCUAGUGAUGUAAAACUGUCCGAAGUAUACAUUUGUAUGUAUAUGUUUAAAAAAAAUCCCCUUUUCUGAUUUUCUUCUUUACAAUCAUGAUACACAAAUGAACAAUUAUUAUCAAGUGGGCGGAGUUUGAAUUUAUUAUUAUCUUUAAUCUUGAUUUGAUUUAAACAUAGUUAUUGCCCCAAAGCUGAGCUGAGGAUUAGGCACAAGUUUUUUCUUUCAAAUUAUCAACGCCUUUUUUUCUAAUACGGUUCAUAUAUUGAUAUUCACAUAAUAGCAUUUAACAAGGCAUACAAGUCAUAAUAUAAUCAAUACAUUUUACUUAAAACCUGUUGCUGGAUUUGAUAAAAAAAAAUGCACGUGUAUUGCACGUGUCUGACAACUUCUGUAUGAAUGUUUACUGAGAGAUUUUCUUUUCCAAAUAAAAAUAUAUCUAGAUUCACUAUAUAUAUAUCUAACGACCUAGAGUUUUGAAAAAGAGUGGUUCGUCCUGCAUUAUAAAGCUUACAUUCUAAGAAAAACGUGUGCAACAUCCUAACAGGAAUACCAACAGUUGCAUGAACCGUUGUCAACCAUCUUAACACGGAACAAAACGUGUAGAAGGGUUAAAAGAAAGAAAAUGACGAAUCGGAAAACAGCAUUCUGCGCACAAACUGUUUUGUAAAUAUGUUAUAUUGUUUUCCUUAUAUCGAUUUUACGGAUCACUUAUUUUCGUAUUACGGUUGUUCUAACCCGAUUAUAUCGAUACUACGGUUUACUGGUCUUAUUUUCGUAUUACGGUUGUACUUACCCGGUUAUAUCGAUACUACGGUUUACUUGUCUUAUUUUCGUAUUACGGUUGUACUUACCCGGUUAUAUCGAUACUACGGUUUACUGGUCUUAUUUUCGUAUUACGGUUAUACUAACCCGGUUAUAUCGAUACUACGGUUUACUUGUCUUACUUUCGUAUUACGGUUAUACUAACCCGGUUAUAUCGAUGUAACGGUUUACUUGUCUUAUUUUCGUAUUACGGUUAUACUAACCCGGUUAUAUCGAUACUACGGUUUACUUGUCUUAUUUUCGUAUUACGGUUGUACUAACCCGGUUAUAUCGAUACUACGGUUUACUGGUCUUAUUUUCGUAUUACGGUUGUACUUACCCGGUUAUAUCGAUACUACGGUUUACUGGUCUUAUUUUCGUAUUACGGUUAUACUAACCCGGUUAUAUCGAUACUACGGUUUACUUGUCUAAUUUUCGUAUUACGGUUAUACUAACCCGGUUAUAUCGAUGUAACGGUUUACUUGUCUUAUUUUCG
Pecten maximus is the source of this 3004-nucleotide messenger RNA. RefSeq lists its product as uncharacterized. The coding region runs from base 574 to 1230 and encodes 218 amino acids. NCBI's taxonomy places the organism in Eukaryota, Metazoa, Mollusca, Bivalvia, Pectinida, Pectinidae. The record is from RefSeq and is a predicted model, not a curated record. The transcript is spliced from 4 exons.